Molecule: messenger RNA, 2074 nt
Organism: Actinia tenebrosa (Australian red waratah sea anemone)
Lineage: Eukaryota; Metazoa; Cnidaria; Anthozoa; Actiniaria; Actiniidae
Product: kelch-like protein 38
Molecular function (GO): protein binding
Source: RefSeq, a predicted model, not a curated record
CUUACCUUCGAUGCAGUAAACAUGGCAGCCUGUGCGGAUGAAACUGAAAAAAGCCCCAGUAAAAAUCCUCCUAUCCGUGUUAUCUCUUUGCCUGAUGCAAAAGAAAAAGUGGUUGAAGACAAAAAGCAUUCAUCAGCUAUUUUACUUGGUCUUCACCAAAAUUACAAAGACGAAAAGUUUUGUGAUGUUACACUUGUUUUUGGAGAUAAAGAGAUCAAAGCACAUAAAGUUGUUCUUGCAUCUUCCUCUCGCUAUUUUGAAGCUAUGUUUUCUUCAAACUUUAUAGAUGGAUCCCAGCAAAAGUUGGAAAUUCCGUUGUUUGACAGCAAGAUUGGGACAGCCCUUAUAGACUAUGCUUACACAGGGAAAGUAGAGAUAACAGCUGAUAAUGUGGUGGAAAUACUUGCUGGGGCAAACUUUCUGCAAGGAUUUGACUUCGUAGAAAAGAGUUGCUGUGAUUACCUCAAGUUUCACAUGAGUGACGAGAAUGCCCUUCAAAUACUGCAAGUCGCAGACCAGUUCCACCAGAGCAAACUUAAAGAUCACAUUAAAAAAUAUUGCUUCUUACGAUUUAGUACAUUUGCAGAAAAUAAAGCAUUCCUUAAUAUUCCUUUCAAGCUGUUGAAGGAGGUGUUGAGUGAUGAUCAUUUGCUGGUGGAGAAGAAUGGAGUUGUGUAUCUGGGAAGAAGGCAAGAAGAAUAUUUGCUGGAGAAAGUUCUAGAAUACAUAAAGCACAAUGAAGAAGUUAAUGAAAAAGCUGAACAACUUCUGAAGUGCAUACAUCUUCCACUACUGAAAAAUAAAAAACUACAUGCCUUGAAGUCUAAUGAUGUGCUACAAAGUACAGAGUGUAAAGCUUUAAUAGAUGAGGCUCUUUUGUUGAAGAAAGAGAAGACUUCAAAGUCAGCACAGUUGCAAGAAGAGGAAACUGAUGAGUUGUCUCAGAAAGACUGGACUAAACCAAGGCCAUGUGGAGAGUACCAGUUGUGGAGGGGACGCUGUCUAGCUAAUGGUGAACAAGUUAAUGAUGAAGCUGUUGCUUUCUCUGACAAGGAAAAGAUCAAUGUUCAUAGUGACUAUGUAACUGGAAUGGACUUGUGGAUCCGCAGUUGGGAUGGGCGUCCAGUUAUUGGUGGAAUGAAGAUCUACUACAGCAAUGGUGAAUCCUGUAUGCAUGGAGAUGAAAAGGGAAGCACUAAAGAGGAGUUCAGACUGGAUACAGAUGAGAGAAUUAUAAAACUGGAUUCUCAGAGUGGAUAUAUGAUUGACUGUGUGACAUUUUUUACUAACAAGGAACGUAAACUUGGCCCACAUGGAGGAUCAGGGGGAGGUUAUCGGCAAGAGAAUCCACCCAAUUACCAUGGAUAUCUAGUCUGUGUUGAAGGGAAUGUAGUCAAGUCUCAAGGGAGUUUGGGAAUAACCAAGCUUCAAUUCUUGUGGCGGUUCUUUAGGACUCAUGAUCAAAGUCAUGUUCCAGACUACAUUGAAGCAUACUAUGAUGAAUUUGAUGAAGAUGACUAUGACGACUUCUAUGAUGACUAUGAAGAUUAUGACGAUUAUGAAGGUUAUGACUUUGAAGAUGAUUACGACAUUGAAGAUGAAAACUUUUAUGAUUAUGACCCCACCCCUGACGAUGAUUUUUGGCCUUAGAAAAACAAACAAAAAAGGAGUUAUAAACAUGCAUAAAGUAGUUCAAUUGGUAAUUCACAGAGCAUUAAUUACUAUUUUUGCUCAAAUUAUCAUUUUCUUGCUGUACAAUUUAUAAUUUCAAUAAACAUUUUGCUUACCAUACGAAUAAUAGCAUUUGAAUUCAUCAAAAAUUUAACCAUAUCUAGAACACUUUGGACAUGGAUAUGUUAUGAUAUUGAUAACUAUAUAAACAGUUUAAAAAACUAUGAUAAGUAAUUAUAGAUAAUUUAGACGUACGCCAGUAAUAAUUACAAUUAUUGUAAAUGAUUAACGCUAUUGUUCCUGUUAAUCAUUAUAGUUUCAUGCAUAAUAUCUGAUAAGAAUUGGUGGCAUUGAUAAUUAUGUCCAUACAUUGGCUUUUGUUGUAUUAAAUUGCAGGGGUUUA